Alternaria rosae is the source of this 1554-nucleotide messenger RNA. RefSeq lists its product as uncharacterized. The coding region runs from base 40 to 1119 and encodes 359 amino acids. Lineage: Eukaryota; Fungi; Ascomycota; Dothideomycetes; Pleosporales; Pleosporaceae. The transcript is spliced from 2 exons. The record is from RefSeq and is a predicted model, not a curated record.
CAGGAACAAGAUUCAGCUACGCAGUCCGCUUUCUCAGCUAUGAACAUAAUGAACACAAAGGACCCAAGGAGAAAGCAGCAGGCGAUUCGACUGGUGGCUCAUGAAUGCAGGCCAGAAGAUGCACAAAUGGUCCUUCCAGAUGAAAGAUGUGCGGACAAAGGUGGAUAUCUGCGACAGACACUCGUGACCGGUUUCAAAAGAAAGCGAGAACAAAACAGCGAAGAUCGAGCUACCUGUACCUACAACCAUCUUCUCCAAUCGGAGUGGCAGAAGCUGAGUAACAUGCCAGAAGCAGAGCGGAUGCAACUGGGAAGAUUUCUAGAACACCCCGAGGUCGACCAGCUGGACGAUAGCUCUCCGCCAUUUCGCUUCUUGUAUCUAACGAUCGGUAGCUCGCAAACACUCAUAGACUUCAGCGACCAAUUGCGAGUUGCCAGAGAUACACAAAAUAACUCAGGGGAGCCUACCUGGUUUCCUUCAAGCAUUUCGGAGACAUUCGACAUGAUAUGUCGCCUCGAUUCCGAAGAAGCCACCUGCCUACUCCUGAGGCGCUAUCAUGCCAUCAAGCUUUUAGAAGAAGAGAAAGAACAUCACAGUAUACAUAACGAAGGUAUAAUCAUUGAGACGCCAGAAACGAUGAUUACAGGAGGCCCAACUCAGAUGGGAAAUCCUGCUGUGAUUCGAGAGGCUGCACUCAUAGAUAGGCAGACGUCAAAGAUCAGGCCGGAUGCGCAACCACGGUCAAAGGAAUAUCUUGCGAUUCGCCGAAAAGUAAAACGAAUUCGUCAGCUAGCAAAGCGCCUGCAGAGAUUAACCGACCUUUACGGCAUAGGUAUACUUGCUCUUCUUCCAUCUGGGCCAUCAUUCUCAGGCUUCUCCUUAACUGAUACCAUAUUGCUAGCUAUGACCGAGCAACGCUUUAGUCUAUUCACUCGGUUGCUACAUCAGGAGCAGGGUCCUCUUCUAAAAGGGCUGAGUGAAGCUGUCGCACCAGCUUUGACAACACUAGCAACGUUUCGUCUUGGAUAUCAGACAGAGUUUCCCUUUCACAACACGGACUUGAUGAGACUCAGAGACGUCCCAAAAGCUGCACUGAACUUACAAAUCAGCUCUCCAUAGCUUGGAAUAGCUACUCAAGAUGCUGCAAUCGCUGCCUUCUCUCGGCUUUUGGCAAGGCUCCAUACCUACUGGGCAGCACUCUGAACUCCACAAAAGCCAAUCGCUGAUGCAUCUUGCGGAUAGUACUGCGGAGUCGAACACUCUGACAUGCAAGAUCUUGAAACCUACACAAAAUUGGCCUUUUUUGUCAUAGUCAGUACGCGCCACUGGGUUAGGAGAAGGGUCUGAUCUCCGACAAGCAAAGCUUUGUUGGGCGUGAUGGCGCCUCGAUCGCAGGUCGCAGGAUCCAGAAAAGAAAACACACAGUGCACAGUGAGCAGGCUAGCGCAGCUGAAUUCACAGAGAACAUUUUUCUAGCUGGGAGAGUUGCUCGAGCGAGGGAACGCAUGAUACGACUGCAUUUGGUAACAUAUAGGCUUGAUGCGCCGAUUGAGU